Messenger RNA from Gambusia affinis (western mosquitofish), 10443 nucleotides. Its product is annotated as kelch domain-containing protein 8B-like. Bases 1403 to 2482 code for a protein of 359 amino acids. Gene Ontology annotation, molecular function: protein binding. The transcript has 6 exons. The record is from RefSeq and is a predicted model, not a curated record. NCBI's taxonomy places the organism in Eukaryota, Metazoa, Chordata, Actinopteri, Cyprinodontiformes, Poeciliidae.
GUUGCUGUGUUUCAGCUGCUCUGCACCUCCGGCGGCUGCGUCCUUCCGUUCAGGUGAGUCUGGAGUUUACCUGCUGCUGCAGGUCGAGUCCCGGGAAACCUCUAAAGCCAAAGCUCCGAGUCUCCGGGCCGCACGACGACGCGAGGGGGAUUAAAGGUUCAGCUUAAAGCAGAGGAGAAUCGUCUGUUUUAGUCCGAGGUCAGCGUGGGAACAGCUGGCACACGGCGUGGACGCGGGGAGUUGCUGUCGUGUCUUGCGUAAAAUGCGCGCUGGAGAGGGAGGCGAGGGACGGUGAGAGCCGAGGGAAAGCGGAGCGCUUCGUGAAAGAAGAGGAGAGGAACUGUUGAUGUUUUUUUUUUUUUUUGUUUGUUUGUUUGUUUGUUUUUCCUUUCCUCGGAUUGGUUGUUGAGGGAACACUAGCGGGAUCUCCACGCCAGGUUUCUGCUGGAAACGACCCGCUUUCAAAGUCUUCACCGGAGCUUUUCCGGUGAACUCCGACGCAUCGCUGGCUCCUGAAACAGGUCCCAGAGAGUCUCAUCCUUGCCAAAGUCACCAGGAAGCUACGAGGCACAGAGUUCAGAAGUCACAGUGGUGGAGUUCUACUUUUAAUUAAAGGUGAUGCAAACUCCUUUCAAAUGAAAAGACGUCUUGCACUGUCUGAACUCCCAUAGAGCUUUUUUUUUUUUUUUUUUAAAAGACUUGCAUUCAGCUAUCAAGGAUUUCUUUCCCCGAACUGUUGGCUCCAUCGUUUGGAUGUAAAUAAACAUUCAGAGCCGAUGCUGAGGAGUUGAAAUGUUGCCUUUACUUUAAGGUCUGAAACACCGCCUGGAAGAGUGUUUCUGCCAUUAUUGAGACCCGAAUAAAGAUCAGUGCUCCUUGACCUAAUGGUCAAUUUUCUCCUUGGGCUGUUUGUUCUUUACGCUCUGGAGUUUUUUCUAGUCAAAGCUUCUGGGUUUCCUUCUCAAGCACAUCUUUUAUUUUUCAUAAGGACAACGUUAUUAGCCAAUUUUGCUCAAAAUAACUCGCCAGGAGGAAGAGGAGGGAACCAAAGCCACAGUAGGGCAGAUGGCUUUUGUGCUCCAAAACAAAAUUCAGCGGCUGGAUGAAUAAAACAUUUGAAGAGGGAAAUAUUUGUGACAUCUGGAAGUGAGGAACUUUGAGGACCACUCUGCUUGCUGUCCUCACAUUUCUGUCCCUCUGUGGACUCAGGAGUUCAGCUGGUCAGUCAAACAGACAGAAACAAGUCAGCUCUCCGGCUUGUGUCUCCUUUUUCUCCUUUGUUCCACCUUGCUGUACCCCGGGCACUGCUUAUCCCCAUCCUGCUCCCAUCUUCUCUGCCCUCCGGCUCUCCGUCUCCAGCUUGGCGUGUGAUGGUGCAUUCCCUCCUCUCGUCUCUGGAGACAUGCCUGUACAGGAGAUGGCGGUGAGUCCUGUCAAGUCCCUGCACUGGGAGCAAUUCCCCCCCAUGUCGCAGCACCGUGUCUACUGCACGCCUGUCUACCAUGAGGGCCUGCUCUACGUGCUCGGGGGCUGCAGCGAGACCGGCAUGCCCCUGGACAGCGUGGAAGUCCUGGAUGUUGAGAGCCAGACGUGGAGCCAGCUGCCCCCGCUCACCACUGCGCGGGCGGGGGCUUCAGCCGUGGCUCUUGGGGGACAAGUGAUGGUGCUCGGAGGAAUGAACCAGCAACAGACCCCGCUGGCCUCUGUGGAAAUGUACCACCCUGACGAGGGCAAGUGGGAGACGAAGGCCAGUCUAGGUCAGCCUUCCAUGGGAGUCACCGCCGUGGAGAGAGAUGGGAAGGUGUUCGCCCUGGGCGGGAUGGGAGCAGACACAACACCUCAGGCUUUUGUUAAAGUCUAUGAAGCACAGAAGGAUCAGUGGCAGGCCACCACCUCCAUGCCCACGCCACGCUACGGAGCCACGCCCUUCGUAAUAGGAAACAAAAUUUACGUGAUGGGUGGACGUCAGGGAAAGAUGCCAGUAACGGCACUGGAGGCUUUCGACCUGGAGAUGAAGAGCUGGACUCGGUACCCCUGCAUCCCCAGCCGGAGGGCGUUCUCGUGCUGCGCUGCCAACGAGCGCAGCCUGUUCAGCCUGGGUGGGCUCCAGCAGCCGGGGCCUCACAAUUUCUACUCCCGACCUCACUUUGUCAGCACUACAGAGGAGUUUGACCUGGAUCAAGGUGUUUGGAUAAAACCCAGCCGAACAUCCAGGAUGCGGGAAAAGAGGGCGGACUUUGUGGCAGGAUGCCUUGGAGGAAGAGUCAUCGUAGCUGGUGGUCUGGGUAAUGAGCCAUCGCCCUUGGGCUCAGUGGAGAGCUACAACCCAGUGAAGCGGCGCUGGGAGUAUGUGGCCCCCAUGCCCACUGCACGAUGCUCUUCUGCUCUGCUGCAGACGACCAGCAUCCUCUUUGUGAUUGGAGGAGUUGCCCAGGGACCCAGUAACGCUGUGGAAGCCCUCUGCUUACAGGAAACAGUGUGAUGCAGGCACAAAACCCCCUGAAAUUAAUGUAAACCGGCACCAAUAUCUUCUUCACUCUAGAACAUGUAGGAGUUGGAUCGCACUCGGAUGCUUUCUUACUUUGAUCGGCAACAAUUGAUUCCACUUAAACACUGGGAUGUCAACAAUUUGUUUUGGCAUUGAAGAAGUGUUUUCAGAGCCGGACCGUGAAGCAGAUUGCUGUGACUGGCAAAGACAGGAAACUGAGCGAGAGAAAAUUGAGCCAAACAACAAACCGACACAGACCCGGUUUCUGAAGAAACAACCCGGCUUUGAACUGUUGAGCAUUUUUCAGAAUAAAAGCAGGGUACUUUUCUGGAUACUCAAAGGAACAUAGGGCCAUAUCUGAAACUUUUCUUAGCAGCAGCGCUGUGCUCUGCUUUCAUGGCAACAGCUCACUCCGACUCUUUUCUAGAACCUCAGAGGCAGCACUUGGUUGAGUUGUAGAUGGUGGCAUUCAGAGAGUGUGGAUGUCUGUUGUGGUUCUUUGUUCUGUUAGAGUGUUGUAAGUGUGAACGCAAACGCUGCUAACAAUCUCUACAACGGCAUCAACGACGAUGCUUCCUUACAUGCCUUCACACCACAAGCGAGUCAAAGGCCUGCCAGUCAGAAAAAAUAUCCACUUUGUUCCCACAGGGGCCCCAUCUUGCGCGCAAUCACACUUUCCUUGAUUGAGGAAACAGUGAUUGUGGGUAAGCUUGUCAGCACUUUGCUUCGCCUCACAUCUCUCCAUCUCUACACCACACCAAUCAAUCACAGAACUCCAACCAACACUCACAUUGCAGUGCAGGGAUGAUUUGGCUUGGGGGAGUGAAUGUAGAGCUACCUGCUGCACUGAAGCAUCCUGGGAAAUCAGCUUUCUGUCACAUGAUGGGGUAUUUUCUCUUUAACGUUGACAGUUCACUUUAUUACAUAUGUCAGCUUGAUGUCAGUGAGAUGAUGGAUGUGGAUGUUUUAAGGUAAUCAUACCAGAGUUUACUAAGAAUACACUGACACAAAGACAAAAUCGUACAAUAUGUUGAAGUUAGGACGCUAUUUUAAUCUAUGAUUUUUUUUUUUUUAAACUCUUGAAGUUUUUAUUGUUUCAAGGCAUUUCUACAAGUCCUCCUGCUGGGAUUGCCAAAUAAAAUGCUUGUAUUUCAGGGGUCCAACCGAUACAAGCAAAACGUAGUGGAUCAUUGAUGCUGUCUUAGGAAUUAAGAGUAAAAGUAGCAGUCAGCCUCUUCAAGUCAAAAGCAUAUUAGCAUUUUUCCUUUCUGAAGCAUUUAGGUGUUUGGUAACACAAUGUCAAGCAGGAAAGAGACACACAGUGUUGGUGCAGUGCUUAAGCGUUAGCAGAUGUAAUGUUUCUGUUUAAAUUCCUUAGGUUUAGCGCAACUCAUGGUCUUGGCUUUUAGGUUGAGUUAGUGGUAAAUUUUUUAUGUUUGUACAUGAAGCAGAGUUAGAAUAACUGUUUAAUUGUAUCAGUGAAGGUUAAGUGAAAGGCUUUUAAAAUUUCACAGAAAUAAUCAAGGCACGUGGUUUUAUUCAAGUUGGCUAAUAAGUUAAUUAAGUCAUGCGUCGCUGCUGAUGUUCACCAUUAUUAUUUUAGCAGGCUUUCUACUUCCCUUACUGGGAGGAUUGUUCUAGAAAGCACUCAAAUUGUCAGUGAGGAGCUUCUCCGUUUUCACCCAAUGCACUAUAAAACAGCAGUCUGUCUGCUGGUUCAGGGGAGCAAAAAAAAAAAAAAAAAAAAAAGGCAAUUUGCAUUAUAAAGCUGAGUCAAUAUCAUGUAAAACAUGUAAAAACUCCUGUUUUCAUCACAGUUGGAGUCAGUUUAGCUCUGUAGGUGAAAUUUGUUUCAGUUCAUUGCUGCCUGGAGAAAGUUUAAUUGAAAUUAUCAGGUUAUUAGGAGGCAUGUUAGAACAAAGACACUUGGAAAUUAAAGCUGAUUUUGGCUAGCUUUAAAGAGAAUUCACAGAUAAUACUUAACUUUAACAGUCUAACACAAAAUGAAAGUUGAGCCACACCCACUUAUCUCCCUCUAAGGAGUUCCAUUUAUUAAGUAAAAUCAAAUGAUUUGGCAAAAUGACUCCAAAUCAUUUAGAUGCAUUACACAAGGAGAGAGCUGCCUCUGGCCAUCGUUAAAAGAGUUUUGUCUUUGUGUUGAACACACGCUCUCCCUGUUCACCGUCUCGUCCAGCUCGCAGGUUUUUCUUGCCUGUUUGGUGACCGACCUCACUAACAGAGUCAGACAUCUACUGCUGUUGCAAAGCUCAGAUAAAAUACCAGCUGACAAGCCGGUUAUUUCUGGCGCUGCACUCCAUGCUCCUAAUUGGACGCGUUAGGCGCGAGUCACCACGUAUACAUCCUUUACUCUGCUGUCCAUACAGGGAACGGAGCCUGGAUGAAUGCAUUCUGAUCCAUUUCACCACAUAUUCAGGUUUAUCUUCUAUUUGUUUCACAGAUUUAACUAAACCUGCAGCAGACUGGCGACCUGCCCACGGUGUACCCCGCCUCUCGCCCGGAACACAGCUGGAGAUAGGCACCAGCAACCCUCCCGACCCCGUUAGAGACGAAGGGUGUUCAGACAAUGGAUGGAUGGAUGGAUUUAACCAAACUUAAUUAAGACCCAGGCACUGUUUUCAUUUUACUUCCUCUGUGGUCUUGUGACUUCCUUCUGAAGUUCACACAUGAUAAAAGCAAAUUAUACCUCAGAUAGAUACAUUUUAAAAAUAGCAGGUUUGUAUUGAAUACAACAUCAAAUCUGGACUACAUAAGAUCAAACAUUCGCCUGCACAUCUCACGAUAUGGUUAAUUUUCUCCAGACCCACCUUACUGUUUGCCUACAAUCAAAAGAGGACACCCAAAAUAAAAGAGUGUAACCUCUUAAAUUUGCAGAUUUGUGCCUUGCACAUUUAUAUUUACUUACAUUAGGUAACCCACAAAUAGCAAAAGUGUUAGGAAGUAAAAUAACACAGCAUAUAUAAAGACUCGGGCUGUGUGGGAUUUAAUUGAUAUUUCAAUGCCUCCCUCUUCCUCUGAGAGCCUGUCACAUUAAAAUAAUCCUCGACAUAUAAAAAAUUAAAUGAAUUAAUUAGCAACAUUGAGGCAGCUGAACUAGUUGCAGGCAAAGUUUGGCAGCAGCUGCCUUUAACAAACAGACAAGGUGCAACAUUACACUUCAUUUUUAGUGACGUUGCUGGCAGCCUGUGGCUCAACCUGGGUAAACUGUGACUCUUUAGUGACUAAAUGUUCUGCAACCUGACCCUUGAGUUGUUUGGUGUUAAACAGGUCGUAAACAGUUUAGGUGUGAGAGAUUUAGGCCAAAGGGUAUGGGGAGAACAGCAGUCAGUCCAGGUCACGUUUAUGUAAUGUUUUGCACAGGCAGAUUUAAUAUUACAAAUCUGUCCCAAUGGUCCUUUGAAUCUGUGUAUAAUAGACGUUCCUCUGAGCUUAAAGAAUCCAAUGAAGAUCAAUUAUGUCUUGAUCACACAGGAGGAUUUUAAAAUGAUUGGCUGAUGAAGACAAACACAUGACGAUAGAAAAUCUACGGUACAACAGUUUUGGUUGUACAGUGUGUGAAUCUGCCGCUAUAGAAAUAAAAUGAACUGAAUGUUUUGAGGUGCUGACUUGCCCUCCAGAUUCUUCAGCUCUUAAUCCAGUUGAGCUUCUGUAAGAAGUGCUGGACACGUAAAUCUGAUUCAACGAAUUUACAGGCCUUGAAGGAUCCACUGCUGUCUUUUCGGAAAUUCAGUGGUUCAAAAAAGCAGAUUUAAAGUAUGCUACUGUACAUAUCAGGAAUGGCAUCUGAGGUUUGUGUGUAAUAGAGUACCUGAUUCUGUAGAGAUAAGGGAAACUGGAUCUUUUAAGUUUCUGCUAAUGCGAAUUACAAAGGAAAUUUUAGUGUUUUAGAUCUGAAGACAAGCAAUAACAACGUUCCCAGCUGCUUACUUUCUGAAUUUAAUGGACAAUCUAAGCAGCCCCUCUCUUAUUUGAAAUGUGAAACAGACAGUAUAAAGCUGGUACUUUGAUUUAUUGAAAGGACACACACAUGGUGGGUCAUCAAAGCCCGGGAUCACAGCAUGGGAGGACUACAUUAUGAUCAAAGCCAAUUCAAGGGGCUUAUUUUAAACCAAAGAAAUGAAUUAUUUACAGUUGGUAAAUGUGUGUAAAAAUACCUCUUACAGCACAGGCCGCACACAGCUUUAAAAUAGAAAACAUUAAGCUGUGCAGCUUUGGCUCAUGCACACUGAGCAUAAGAGUACCUACAUCCAGAAUUUAUGUGCGUCUGUCAUUGUGUCACCUUGUGGAUAUGUGGCUGUUCUUAUGGUUCUGCGUGGGCGCAUGAAUGCAAAUCUACACACACCACGAGAGGUCUGCAGGAUCCGUACGGCCCUCCGUUACAGGGAUUCUGUCUCUCUAGUUCUAGUUCUCAUCCGACGGCCUGGAGGUUUGCCAGAGCCAACUCUCUGGUGUUGGAAGCAUACAUGUUUUAAGACCUUUUCUCUCUGCUGAUCUGUCCCUGUCAGGAUCAGGCUGCUCCGCUUAGAUGACGUCCUAUAAAUCUAGAAUUAGUUUCCAGUUGAAAAGAUGCCUCUGAGGUCUGCCUCAUGUGACGCGUGUGCUGUUUGCUCAUCGGGGCUGAGUUUUCCUUUCUAACAGCAGGCUGAGAUGGAGAACAAAAGAGCAGGAUGCUUCAGUGCAGGUAGCAGCUAAUUACAUGCUGUGCUGCUUCAGAGGGCCAUGGGGCGAGUGAUACUAGCACAAGCUAACGGGAAUGUUGAAAGCCAAAUCAGAGUGUUGUAUGAGUGCACAACAUCAGCAGAGAGUAAAAAAUGAUGAAACGUUUGAUAAAUCUGCAGAACCUGAGGCCAUUUUAUAAACACAAAUGAUUCUGUGCCAGUCUAUCACAGAAUCAUUCAUUGCGUGUGCAAUGAAUGAAAGCCUGCAUUUAUUGGACAGGCUUUCCAUCCUCCUCACUACCGACUGACUUCACACACUUUGAGCAUCUUACUCACAAGCUGCGUUUCCAAGCUGCGUAAAACUUUCAGUAUUCUGUUAAAGUCAAAAACAUACAAUUUUGUGGUGUUUCAGUUAACUAAGAAUGAAUUAAAUGAAGAUCACACCUGAAUAGGUUAAAGAAACCACCUUAUCUUAACACUAAAACCUUUCAUUGUAAAACAGUGCUUUUCUCAAAAUUGCCGUAUUUUCUUUAAGUUAAUUCAGUUCAGAAAUUUCUGAUUGCGCAGCUAUUGGUGAGACUUUAACUAGCUCUGUCUCCACUGACCACAGGAAUUGUGGAAAUUGGAAUUAAGAAAAUAAGUUAGUUUAAUUCUAACAGCAAUUUUGGUGAAGGUCACGUUUUUCAAUAAGAAUGAUGAUCUGUUUUUUUCAACUCUAUCAAUAUUAGUGCAGUCUGCAAAACAGCAGUGGAAACACUUUUUGCAUCACACAACCAGAUGUUACUGCUGGCAGAAAAGAGGAAGUGACAGGUGGAUGAUGGCACGGCAUGAUUUUAAUUGUGUUUCUUAAAUAAUGGAAACACCACAGUUGGGAAAGUGGGUCUUUUCGACAUCAUUGGAAUAUCAACAAGGUUUUGCUCACAUUUGUAAUGGAAACACAGCCAUUGUACCCAGAAGAGUGGCCUUGUGUGUCCUUACCUCUCCGAUCUGCAGAGAGGUUACGCAUCUCGUCCAAAAGGCAUUUUUGUUUUUGAUGUUGGCAUGUUUUGUGCCUUGGUUCCCAACUAUAGGGCCCAAAGACUCAGGUUCUGACAAACAAUUUCUAAAUAGGGGGAAGAUUUAAAUUUUGUUAAUUCCAGUGUGGGCAACAUUUUGUCCAUUUCCUGGGUAACGGGGAAGACCCACUGGUAGCAUAAAUAUGUUUCUCUUAUAUUUGCAUAUCGUCUCCAUCUGUUCCCGUUUUCCUUUGGAUAGACGCUGGACAUGUGAUACACUAUUUAUUUCCUAAUUGUUCUUGUUUAUGCUCCUUUAUUUCCCCUCCAGUUGUUUGUGUUGUGGACUGAGGUUGUGAGGUGACCGACGUGUUGUGUUGUUGCCCACUGUGGGCUGGGUUCCCCCCAAAGUGUUUGUUACUGGUUGUGUCUUCUUAAAAGGCUUUCAAGCAAGCAGAUUAAUCUAUUUUUUUUUUUAAAAAUGUGCAAAAAACAGUCUAAACAUGUCUAAUUGUACUGUUUUGGUUGUGUAAAACUCAUAGAGGAACUGAAAAUUUUAGGAAAUGAAAGAAUUCUGGCCCUAAUAUUCCAUUGUAUUAAUGUCUCAAAAGGCAAAAACUUAUUUUAGAAGUAUUAAUACUUUCACAUGGCACUGUACUGUGUGGAGCCAAGUACACGAGUCAGUAGUAGUCGAUUUCUAUGUCAAGAAAUUAUUGUUUGUAUUUAACUACUUUUUUUUAGUAGUCUUAGCAAAUGAAACUCAACAAAUAGUAUAUUUUUUUGUGUGAUGGAAACAAGACCCUGCCCAGUUGUGGAGCCAUAAGUGUCAUCUGUCAUUUCACUGCUUCAUGUCAAACUAGAGCCUGGUUUGUACAGACGCUAUUAGGGGGGGAAAAAAACCCUGAAUAUUCUUGUUUUUAUUAUAUCUCACUGUUCUGUGCUGUUUCCCUACAGUGAUGGUAGAAAACCUGGUGAAAACUGCUUUGUGGUCUCAGUGGGUCAGUAUUGCCAUGUGCUCUGUGUGUAUAAAAUGUUUUGGGAGGAGCUUAAAAAAUGAACUAGUGAAUUAAUAUGGCUAAAUUCAGACGGUGUGUGGGGAGAUGUAACAGCAGUUACACUUUUGCUUGUUCAUGAUAAGCAGGUUAAGAUUUCUAUUUUUACUCUUUUGAUUUAAAAUGUAAAAAAAAAAAAACUAAACACAUGUCAAAGCUCCUUCAGUGAGACUAACCACACACAGAAAACUAUGCACCUAAAACUCAACAGCAGCUGGAGCCGGAUGUGAACCCAGCUAGCACGACUCGAAUUCAUCCAUGACUCAAUUACUGACUUUUAUUCAUUUACCUUCAGCGAGACAAUCAGUUUCAGUAAAGUCCUUCUAACGGCCUCAGCAAUAUUUUUAGAACACUAGAUAAAAUUUUGAAGCACACACACACGCCACUCAUUUUCCACACGGACAUCAGAUUUUUCUAAAUCAUGUCAGACUGGGUAUGAUCUCCCCCCGCGGGUCCGGGAGAAGAAUUUCACAGCCCGAUGAGGUGACUGGGGUUGAAUACGGUAAGAUUUGUAGGGUCUCGCUUGGCCCUGAAGCUGAACAAUCUCCACCAACAGACAGAACAUAUCUCAAACGCUGCUCAAUAAGUCUUUUAUUUGGUGAUGAAAUGAACUAGGAAAUGUUUUUCUGACGUGAAAUGUGAAAUAAAAGGAGAAUUAAAUACAUAAAAACUGACACUCAUCCUUUGACCAGAUCUGUUAAUCUCAAUUAGACCUUAGUAGCUUUCUGUCUUUGAUUUUCAUUUAUACGACACUGGCAUGUACAUGUGACAGUACGGAAAUUGCCUAAACUAACAGACCUUUUCAGUUCUAAUUGAAACAAGUUGAUUCUGCACAUUGUGGAGGAGCUGACGUUGUUGUCCAGGCAUAUGACCAGUGUGGAAAGUCUUGCUUCAAAAUGAGCCACACCAGUGCGGCAAACAAGACCCAGAUACUCCCGAAGCUCUCCAGAAACUACAACUCUAAAAUUAUUAAUGCCUUACUGAAGACCAUGCAGAUUUCAACCUCACUGAACACCUUCAUCCAGUGUUUUAGGGGGUGCUGGUAAUAUUUGAGCUAAAUGAAGAUUGAUACCACUCUCAUGGUGCUGUGCUAACCACGGCUACACUUUGUGAAACAGUAGCUUUUUAAAACGAUCGGUGUGUUUUCAAAUCAAAUUGACUAAGAAAAGCUACCUCAUAAAAGAAAAGGACAAAUUUGCAACUUGUAUAUGAUAAAAUGGUAAAUGGACUGAACU